AUGUAUGCUGUCCAGACAGCCAACAUGCUGAGCACAGAUCGAUAUGCUCUUCUGAGCCACACGCCAGUUGCUUUUUUUUUAAUACAGGGAAGAAUUGAGUGUAACUCCUUGGACAGUGAAGAUGUUUUAAAGCGGGGAAAGACAGAUUGCACGAUUGACAAGCCCAUUUUCAAGGGCAACUCUAAGGCUCUCUUCAUCGUCUCCUAUGGGAUUGGAAUCACCAGUGAACUUGACAGGAAGCUCUUUAUCACGGCAAAUGCCACCAGUGGGAAUGAAGUGCGCUCCAGUUCAAGCGAUCUCUACAAAAUGAAAGAGAUUGAUGUAAAGUACAGCAUCUUUGUUACAAUUGAAAGCUCCCUCAGCUACAACAAUUUCUCCUUUGGAAAGAGUAAUUUGGAGAAACAAGUCAAGCAGUCAAUCAAGGUCACAAAUGUAAACAGGGUGCUGAAUUUCACAGUGGUGAUCAGGGUUCCAGUAAAGCUCGGCAACAAAGACAUCUGGGUGGAUUUGAAGAGUCUGCAGAUCGCAAACUGUCAAAGAGGUCAAGACGAACAGCCUGCUGUCCGAGACUUUGUUGCUCAGAUACAGAAAACAAAGUCAGUGGACUGCUCUGUAGCCUGGUGUACAGUGUUCAGGUGCAAUAAGUUCAUGGGAAGAGGGGAGAGUGCGACCUACAAUAUCUCUGCCAACGUUAGCUCACAGUGGAUCGAGCAGAUCGGACUUCAAUCUGCUAAAUUCCUCUUGACCAGCACGGCGAGCCUGGAUUACGACACAAACCAGUAUAUCCUGUUUUCAGCGAGAUCUAACAACAACCCCCCUGUUCAGAAGAUUGAGGCAGAAAUAGAAGUGUAUCCUGAACCAGAUUUCACCAAAGAGAUUGUCGGAGGAUCGCUGGGAGGGUUGGCUUUCCUAGCUUUACUCACAGCCGGCCUGUAUAAGGCUGGAUUUUUCAAGAGUAAAUACAAUCAGAUGAUAAGUGAAAGUGCAGAAGGAGAGGAGGAUCCUGGGGCCGAUGAAGAUGCAGCCUGAGCAAAAUAGAAUAAUGUAAAAUAUCUGUGUGAGCAAUUAUUUUAGACGCAAGCUUUUUGUGGAGAGACGCUGAAGGCCACAUAUAGCAAUUUGUAACGUCAAAUGUGUUUGAGUAUUUUUAGAAUGUUAUCAGUAUGUUUCCUUGCUGUCAGACAGUCCUCUAUGAUGGGAAACAAAUUGAUGUGUGAGUCUAUGCUUUCUUCAUAGCCCUCAAUG
Messenger RNA from Mugil cephalus (flathead mullet), 1245 nucleotides. RefSeq names its product integrin alpha-M-like. The transcript has 11 exons. Gene Ontology annotation, cellular component: external side of plasma membrane; integrin complex. Gene Ontology annotation, molecular function: integrin binding. The coding region runs from base 1 to 1029 and encodes 342 amino acids. Gene Ontology annotation, biological process: cell-cell adhesion; cell adhesion mediated by integrin; cell-matrix adhesion. NCBI's taxonomy places the organism in Eukaryota, Metazoa, Chordata, Actinopteri, Mugiliformes, Mugilidae. The record is from RefSeq and is a predicted model, not a curated record.